This is a messenger RNA of Adineta steineri, 1656 nucleotides long. The record is from the annotation of a GenBank genome assembly. Lineage: Eukaryota; Metazoa; Rotifera; Eurotatoria; Adinetida; Adinetidae.
AUGUAUCGAUUAUAUUGUCGUCGAUAUGCCUCAACAUUUUCUCUUCGAUAUACGACUAAAAAUGAGCCAAUACUUGAAUAUCGACGAGAUAGCAAAGAAAUAAAACAAGUACAAACUGCUGUCGAUGAAUAUAAAUCAAAAGUAACACGUAUUCCAUGCAUCGUUGAUGGAAAAGAAAUUUGGACAAAAAAUAUUCAAAAACAAGUCCUUCCGUUUGAUCAUAAACAUGUUCUAGCUGAAUAUUGUUAUGCAGAUGGAUCACUUAUUCAAAAAGCUAUCGACAGUGCAGUUAAAAAUCAAUAUAAAUGGGAUUUAAUGCCUAUCGAACAACGUGCCAAUAUUUUUCUUAAGGCAGCUGAUCUUGCAGCAGAUUUAAAAUGGCGUUCUCGUUUAGUAGCAACAACUAUGCUUGGUCAAGGUAAAACCGUUUUUCAAGCAGAAAUUGAUGCUGCUUGUGAGUUAAUUGAUUUUUGGCGUUUUAAUAUUCAACAUCUUGCAACAGCCAUGGCUUAUCAACCAAUAAGUACUCGAGAUUCGGAUAAUUCAUAUAUGCAUCGAGGACUUGAAGGUUUUGUUGCUGCUGUAUCACCAUUCAAUUUUACUGCAAUUGGUGGUCAUCUUGCUUCAGCUCCAGCCUUAAUGGGUAAUACAGUUUUAUGGAAACCAUCAGAUACUGCUCUAUUAUCAAACUAUUUGGUAUAUAAAAUUUUGGAAGAAGCUGGUCUCCCACCUGGCAUUAUUCAAUUUGUACCUGCUCAAGGUGAAGAAUUUGGUAGAAAAAUUACUCAAUCACCAAAUCUUGCUGCAAUUACAUUUACUGGUAGUACUAAAACCUUUAAAACAUUAUGGAAAUGGGUUGCUGAAAAUCUCGAUAAUUAUCGAACAUUUCCACGUUUAAUCGGUGAAUGUGGUGGUAAAAAUUUUCAUUUAGUUCAUCCAUCCGCUGAUUUAACAUCUGUUGUCAUUGGAACAAUACGUUCAGCUUUUGAAUAUAGUGGACAAAAAUGUUCUGCUUGUUCUCGUGUUUAUAUUCCACGUUCAUUAUCGAAAGAAUUUUUUUCACAAAUGAAAACAAUUAUGUCAAAAGAAUUACGUAUUGAUAGUCCAUUAAAAUCUGAUACAUUUACAUCAGCUGUUAUUGAUCGUGCUUCAUUUAAUCGUAUAAAAUCUUAUAUUGAUCAUGCACGAUCAUCAUCAUCAACAAAGAUUCUUGUUGGUGGUGAAUAUGAUGAUUCAACUGGAUUUUAUGUUCAACCAACAUUAAUUGAAACAACAGAUCCAAAAGAUAAAUUAAUGUGUGAAGAAAUCUUUGGACCUGUUGUAACAGUACAUGUUUAUGAUGAUAAUAAAUUUGAUGAAAUAGUUGAUGUAGUUAAUCAAACAUCAAAUUAUGCUUUAACCGGUUCAAUAUUUUGUCAAGAUAAUAAAAUUUUAGAAAAAACCCGUGAACGUUUAAUCAAUGCAGCUGGUAAUCUUUAUUUAAAUGAUAAAUCAACUGGAUCAGUUGUAAAUCAACAACCAUUUGGUGGUGCACGUUUAUCCGGUACCAAUGAUAAAGCUGGAGGACCACAUUAUAUAUUUCGAUUUUCAUCUCCAUUGGCAAUAAAAAAUAUGAAAGAACCAUUAAAAACAUUUAAACAUGUUUCAAUGGAAUAA